CUCUUUUUUUCUUCUACAAAACUUAGUAGAUCAUAAGGAGAGAGUGCUCUAAUAUUAAUUAUUCACAUAGAUGGCUUCUUUUGCUUCUUCAGCAACCAAAAUUUACUAUACUAAAAACAGGUUUGAUCAUGGCAAAGAUGAUCAACCUUAUUUUGGAAAGGUGAAAAUCAAUGAAAAAAACAAGAAAAAUCUGGACUUGAAAUUGGUUACAAACGUUGCCGCCAGCCAAUUGCCUGUGAUUGUUCCACCACCAGACCAACAGGUGAUUAAGGAGGAGAAGAAGCUCGCAGCAUGGAUUAGCGUCCGCCAAGAAAGAUGGGAAGGAGAGCUCAUCGUUGAAGGCGAGUUACCAUUGUGGCUGAAUGGCACGUACCUGAGAAAUGGUCCAGGACAAUGGCACAUAGGGAACUACAAUUUCCGGCACCUAUUUGACGGCUACGCCACCUUAGUCCGACUUCACUUCGAAAACGGACGGCUAAUAAUGGGUCACAGGCAAAUCGAAUCCGAGGCAUAUAAAGCAGCAAAAACCAGUAACAAAAUAUGUUACCGAGAAUUUUCAGAAGUACCUAAGCCAGACAAUUUCUUAUCAUACAUUGGUGACAUGGCAAAACUACUCUCCGGUGCUUCCUUAACCGAUAACGCGAAUACUGGAGUCGUUAAGCUCGGUGAUGGCCGAGUAGUUUGCCUAACGGAGACCAUAAAAGGGUCAAUAGUGAUCGAUCCAGACACACUCGACACGUUAGGGAAAUUCGAGUUUAGUGACUCGUUAGGCGGGUUAAUUCAUUCAGCUCAUCCAAUUGUUACGGAUAGGGAAUUGUUGACAUUGAUACCAGAUUUGAUUUACAAUGGAUAUGUAGUGGUGAGAAUGGAAAAAGGAAGUAAUGAGAGGAAGUUUAUAGGGAGAGUGAAUUGUAGAGGAGGACCAGCACCAGGUUGGGUCCAUUCGUUUCCAGUAACGGAACAUUAUAUUAUUGUGCCGGAGAUGCCGCUAAGGUAUUGUGCACAAAAUUUGUUAAAGGCUGAGCCCACACCACUAUACAAGUUUGAGUGGCACCCUCAUUCCAAAGGCUUCAUGCAUGUUGUGUGUAAAGCUAGUGGCAACAUUGUGGCAAGUGUGGAAGUGCCAUUAUUCGUGACAUUCCACUUCAUCAAUGCAUACGAGGAAAAAGACGAAGAUGGUAGAGUUACUGCUGUUAUUGCAGAUUGCUGUGAACAUAGCGCCGAUACCACUAUCCUUGACAAGCUCCGUCUUGAGAAUCUCCGCUCCUUCAACGGCAAGGACGACGUCUUGCCGGAUGCAAGGGUUGGGAGAUUCAGAAUACCAUUAGAUGGGAGUCCAUAUGGAGAACUAGAAGCAGCAUUGGACCCAAAUGAACAUGGAAGAGGCAUGGAUAUGUGUAGCAUGAAUCCUGCUUAUUUAGGCAAGAAAUACAGAUAUGCUUAUGCUUGUGGUGCUAAGAGGCCUUGUAAUUUCCCAAACACCCUCACUAAGAUUGACUUGUUUGAUAAAAAGGCAAAGAAUUGGUAUGACGAAGGUGCGGUGCCUUCUGAACCCUUUUUUGUGGCUCGACCUGGUGCAACCGAGGAAGAUGAUGGAGUUGUAAUCUCAAUGAUCAGUGACAAAAAUGGAGAAGGAUAUGCUCUAAUACUGGAUGGAUCAACAUUUGAAGAAAUUGCAAGAGCAAAAUUUCCUUAUGGUCUUCCCUAUGGGCUGCACGGUUGUUGGGUUCCAAAGAAAUAGUAUCACCCACAUCCCAAACAGUGUUACUAUAUGAUAGCCCAAUAUACCUUACAAGUCAAUAAUAAGAUAGUGAAAUUUCCAGUUCUUGAAUAGCUAAUGCAGUAUUUUGUGCAUAUUCGCUCUCAGUAAUAGAACAUUUUACCCAUA
Lycium barbarum (goji berry) is the source of this 1888-nucleotide messenger RNA. RefSeq names its product carotenoid cleavage dioxygenase 8 homolog B, chloroplastic. The record is from RefSeq and is a predicted model, not a curated record. Gene Ontology annotation, molecular function: carotenoid dioxygenase activity. Bases 71 to 1741 code for a protein of 556 amino acids. The transcript is spliced from 6 exons. Gene Ontology annotation, cellular component: chloroplast. NCBI's taxonomy places the organism in Eukaryota, Viridiplantae, Streptophyta, Magnoliopsida, Solanales, Solanaceae. Gene Ontology annotation, biological process: carotene catabolic process.